AUUUGCCGCUAAACUUUCAAGAAUCCAUCAUUUUACGUCAUUUUAACAAUUUAAUACAACGACAAUGUCCCCAAACAAAAUCAAAGAUUUCUACAAUUGCGUUAACGGUUAGAUAGAACCCAAUUUCUCUGUUUCUGAGCGAAUCCCAUCACAUUUCUUCGUUCUCGAACCGAAUUCCGUUGUUUUUGAACGAAUCCACCAAAUCGCCAAGGUGAUCUAACUCAGCAAACCCAUCGUCUCCAACAAAAAACACAGAGUAAAUGUCCAUGGUAGGCAUUUGUUAUUCUGAUCUCCUUCUCAAACUAAUUUCUCAUCAAAUUCGUCAAAACCCGCCACCAAACUCUCUCUCCGGUUCCCAAUUUCUAGGGUUUCUGUAAAAUAUUUCAACAGAGAGAUAGAUAGAGAGAGAUGGAAGAAAUGGCCGGUAGAGAUAAUAUGCCGGAAGGGACGAUGCGAAAUGUACUGGACCAAAAAACUCUGAAGUGGGUUUUCGUUGGUGGAAAGGGUGGUGUUGGAAAAACUACAUGUAGCUCUAUCCUUUCAAUCCUUUUGGCUUCAGCCCGAUCCUCUGUUCUCAUAAUCUCAACUGACCCAGCUCACAAUCUCAGCGAUGCGUUUCAACAGAGAUUCACCAAGGCCCCUACAUUGGUUAAUGGGUUCACCAAUUUGUAUGCUAUGGAGGUGGAUCCCAAUGUGGAGAAUGAAGAAGAAGAAGGUUCAGAUGCAAUGGACGGUUUCCUUUCAGAUUUAGCAAAUUCAAUUCCUGGAAUCGAUGAAGCUAUGAGUUUUGCAGAGAUGCUAAAGUUGGUGCAAACAAUGGACUACUCGGUGAUAGUUUUUGAUACUGCUCCCACGGGCCACACACUUCGGUUGUUGCAAUUUCCAUCAACAUUGGAGAAAGGUCUUGACAGAAUGAUGAGCUUAAAGAGUAAAUUCGGUGGCUUAUUGGGUCAGAUGAGUCGGUUGUUUGGUGUUGGAGAUGAGGUGGGUGAGGAUGCAAUUCUUGGAAAGCUUGAGGGUAUGAAGGAUGUGAUUGAAAAAGUCAACCGACAAUUCAAAGAUCCGGCACAGUAA
This is a messenger RNA of Lactuca saligna, 1074 nucleotides long. NCBI's taxonomy places the organism in Eukaryota, Viridiplantae, Streptophyta, Magnoliopsida, Asterales, Asteraceae. The record is from the annotation of a GenBank genome assembly.